Fonsecaea multimorphosa CBS 102226 is the source of this 1107-nucleotide messenger RNA. RefSeq lists its product as uncharacterized. The transcript is spliced from 3 exons. Lineage: Eukaryota; Fungi; Ascomycota; Eurotiomycetes; Chaetothyriales; Herpotrichiellaceae. Bases 1 to 1107 code for a protein of 368 amino acids. Gene Ontology annotation, cellular component: synaptonemal complex. The record is from RefSeq and is a predicted model, not a curated record. Gene Ontology annotation, molecular function: ubiquitin protein ligase activity. Gene Ontology annotation, biological process: reciprocal meiotic recombination.
AUGGGGGCAGUUGUCGAGCUCCUCUCAAGACGCAGGCAAUUGUCACAACUUGCGCGCAUGUCAUCCCUAGGCAUUUCAUUCCGCGCUCUUGAUCUAACAUGUUUCAGACACAUCUUCUGCAUACCCUGCGCCGAAAAGACUGGCCUAUCUACGGCACCUCGUAAUCAGCGCCGCUGUCCCGUCUGCAAAACCGACCUACCAAAUCCCCACGACGCAGUCUCGAACUUGGUGAAUCCCCCCGAGGACUUCAAGACCAGCGUCCUCUGUGGCCUCGACCCCGCAAGUAUUGUCGAGUGUGCUCAGAGAGCCCUUUCUUUCUGGACAUACCAAAAUGCUCAGGAACAUGCAUAUCAGCAAUACAUUUCCAGAAACCUGACGCAGAGGUACCACCAACUCAACGCAGAAGCUGAAAGGGAGGCUAAUGAUGCCAAUACUCGGAUUCAAGCUCUGGAGUCGCAGAUUCAGGAACUCAAUGCUGAUCGACAGUCAAUGGACCAAAAGUAUGCCCAGCUUCUGGAGCAGUAUCAGGAAAAGGGCAAAAAGCAAGCGCAGACCCAGAAGCUUUACGAUAUCCUUAAGCAGAGAGUCAUGAUGGAGAAAAUGGAACCACUGGCUGAUAACGACGUAACUCAGACGUUACAAUCCAUCAAUAUCUUACCUCAAAUCGAGAGGACGCAGCCGGCAGUAGAGUCAAGACAAACUUUUCGUGCACCAGAUCCUCUCCCGAUGGCGGACAGAUCAAUCUCCAGAUACGGCCAACUUCAAGACGGCCCGGAACGUCUUCAUCCUCAUCAGAGGUCCGGGAGCAGUGUUAGCGGCAGCGAACAGAGGGGCAUGCUGCCGCCGGAGAGACUGCGAGUAUCGAGGACUCGUAGGUGGCCAAAUAUCACCAAUGUGUUCGUGCUAACCUGUUAUAAUAGCGAACCGGGUGGCCACUUCAAGAACGCCCUUGCAACGAACACGCUUGCCAGCUCAGCCUCGUCUGGGUGUCAACCAAUCUCCUAUACCGGCAACAAGUCUACGUUCUCAGCUUCCAGAUCGUCAUCUGCCAAUAUCGUCUCAUCGCCAGCGAAACAACCCACGCAAAGUCCCAAACUCGACUUAUAA